AUGGCUUUUUGCCCAAUCUUUUGUUGCGGAAAUGGUUCGGAUCGCAAAGGACGAGGGAAGAAACAACCUCCAUGGCGGGUGUUUUCUUUGAAGGAAUUGCAUUCGGCUACAAACAAUUUCAAUUACGAUAACAAGCUAGGUGAAGGGGGAUUUGGCAGUGUUUACUGGGGCCAGCUUUGGGAUGGAUCGCAAAUUGCAGUGAAAAGAUUGAAAGUUUGGAGCAACAAAGCAGACAUGGAAUUUGCUGUUGAAGUCGAGAUAUUGGCUAGAGUACGACACAAGAAUCUUCUCAGUCUACGAGGCUAUUGUGCUGAAGGUCAGGAACGGUUAAUUGUAUAUGAUUAUAUGCCGAAUUUGAGCCUUCUCUCUCAUCUUCAUGGACAGCACUCAGCAGAAUCCCUUCUUGAUUGGAACCGACGGAUGAACAUCGCAAUUGGGUCUGCCGAGGGAAUUGCAUAUCUUCACCACCAGUCAACACCACACAUCAUCCACAGAGAUAUCAAGGCAAGCAAUGUGUUGUUGGAUUCAGAUUUCCAGGCACGGGUUGCUGAUUUUGGUUUCGCCAAGUUGAUACCUGAUGGGGCAACUCAUGUGACUACAAGAGUUAAGGGCACCCUAGGUUACCUUGCACCUGAAUAUGCUAUGCUAGGUAAAGCAAAUGAGAGUUGUGAUGUCUACAGUUUCGGAGUUCUCCUUCUAGAACUUGCUAGUGGCAAAAAACCACUUGAAAAACUUAGUUCUACAGUAAAGCGAUCUAUAAAUGAUUGGGCCCUGCCAUUGGCUUGUGAGAAGAAGUUUAGUGAGCUAGCAGAUCCAAAACUAGAGGGUAACUAUGUGGAGGAAGAGCUUAAAAGAGUUGUUUUAAUUGCUCUAUUAUGUGCUCAGAGUCAGCCAGAGAAGAGGCCCACCAUACUUGAGGUGGUAGAACUACUGAAGGGAGAAUCCAAGGAUAAGUUAGUUCACCUGGAAAACAAUGAACUCUUUAAAAAUCCUCCAGCUGUAGGACAUACUGAUGAUGGAACCUUAGCAGCUGAAGGUAGUUCAGAUUUCAUCUCAGAAGAGAAAGAAUCAAAACCUGAGUUGGAAGAGAAAACUGAUCCAUGA
Messenger RNA from Sphenostylis stenocarpa, 1104 nucleotides. The record is from the annotation of a GenBank genome assembly. NCBI's taxonomy places the organism in Eukaryota, Viridiplantae, Streptophyta, Magnoliopsida, Fabales, Fabaceae.